CGCCAUCUCGUCUCCUCCGCACUUCACCUUGUUCUCCUCUGGCGUGUGCAGUGCAGUCACAGCUUAUUAGCUCGGAACAACAACACUUUUACUUCUACUCACCCGCGUGUCCGCGAAGCCAUAGCGCAGUCUUGCUCGGCUAUUUCUUCCACUAAGUUGUUUCAACUCGCGUGAAUUUGCGUCGGGCAGACUAACUCUUAACUUUGAAUCAGUGCGUUCGUGUGAGAAGGAGGAGGAGGUGGACCCCGCACUCACUCGAGCUUCGCUCACUCAGCCACUCGCUCGCUCCCUGCCGGUCUUUUGUAUCCAGCAGUUGCGUGUACAUGCUCGGCCACAGGCGUUCCAUGAGGGGCACCUUCUUCCAGCCUUCCUGCGGGGAUUCUUUACACGUAGAAGAGGGAUAACCCCAACUUCCACUGCUACUUCUUGUACUGCCACCACCACCACCACCACCACCACCACUACCACUCCAGCCAGGCUCCGCGGUGCGCUUUGGAUUGUAAAGUCGAGAAAAGCACCCCCGUACCCCGGUGCGCCACAGCCGCGCGACCCCACCUCCUGUCUUUUUGCCAUGGAUGUAGGUUUUUACCCCAAUGCCGGUGGAAAUGCUAUUCCCGGAGACUCGCCCAACCUGGAUUUCUCUCACUGUUUGGGAUACUACAACUUCAACAAGUUCCCGAACAACAACAACUACAUGAACAUGUCAGAAGCGAACAGUGCCCUGCUGACUGCUGGUGAUACCUUUCACACACCCAGUCUGGGGGACGAGGAGUUUGAGAUUCCUCCCAUCACACCUCCACCGGAAAUGGAGUCUGGCCUCGGCCUGUCUGAUGGUGAUUCUCCUUUCCAUACCAUGCCGGAGCCUCCGGGCCAGCACAGGAGCUCCUUGAUCCCUCAGUUUCCCCCUCAGAGCUUGGAUCUGCCCUCCAUCACCAUCUCGCGCAACAUGAUGGAGCAGGAAGGGAUGGGGAUGAGCAACAGCCAACCGGUGAAUGUUGGACCCGCCCAUCUCCGUCAGUACACGGGUAACCCAGCCAUGCUGAUGAAGUCCAUUGCCAAUAUGAGUGGUCCCAACGGGAUGAUCUCGCGGAAUCAGCUGACCACCAUCAACCAAUCACAUCUCAACACGCAACUAAACCUGAACAUGGGCGGACCCAGCAUUGCCCACACUUCGCCAUCACCGCCGGCCAGCAAGUCCGCAACACCAUCGCCCUCCAGCUCCAUCAACGAAGAUGACCAAGAUGACAGCAACAGGGUGGUCGGUGAAAAGCGACCGGCACCUGUCGAUCCCACUAAAAAGCCCAAGACACCUAAAAAGAAAAAGAAGAAGGAUCCCAACGAGCCUCAGAAGCCGGUUUCAGCUUACGCGCUAUUCUUCCGAGACACGCAGGCCGCCAUCAAGGGUCAGAACCCCAACGCCACGUUUGGCGAAGUAUCCAAGAUCGUGGCGUCCAUGUGGGACGGUCUUGGGGAGGAGCAGAAACAGGUGUACAAAAGCAAAACAGAAGCUGCCAAGAAGGAGUACUUGAAGGCCCUGGCAGCAUACCGUGCUAGUCUGGUCUCGAAGGCUGCGGCAGAAUCCGCGGAGGCCCAGACCAUCCGGUCUGUGCAGCAGACCCUGGCCUCCACCAGCCUCUCUCCGGGCCUGGUACUGCCCUCGCCUCUCAAUCAGCACCCAUCCAUGCCCUCGGCCUCCCAGGCCCUCCAGCAAGCCUUGCCCCGAGCCAUCGCCCCCAAGCCCCUGCAGAUGAGACUAGGAGGGAGUCAAAUCGUCACCUCAGUCACUGUUUCCCACCAGAACAUGUCCCCGGGGAUGCCCCAAAUGCUCGGCCAGAUGGGCUCCACCGUGACCAUGGCGCAUCCAGCACCCGUGUCGCAGAUGAGCCCGCCCAUGCAACAUCAGCAGCAGCAUACCAUGCAGCAGCAAAUGCAGCAGCACCUCCAGCACCACCAGAUGCAGCAGCAGCAGAUGCACCACCAACAGAUCCAGCAGCAGAUGCAGCAUCAGCACUUCCAGCACCACCUCCAGCAGCAGCUCCAACAGCACCACAUCCACCAACAACAACAGCAGCAGCAGCAGCAGCAGCACUUGCAAAUGCAGCACAUGCAAAUGCAGCAGCAAAUGCAUCAGCAGCAAAUCCAACAUCUCCAACAACACCAGUCCCAGUGUUCUCCACCGCAGCAUUCACCCGGUACGCCCCAUUCUGUGGGCUCUGCGUCACUUGGCAGCCCUCAGCCGGCCCCCCAGCAGCAGAACCCUCCUCCGCCGCAACACCCCUCUCAGAUCCAGGCCCACGCCCAGGUUCUUUCCCAAGUCAGUAUUUUCUGAGCCAAAAUCCUGCAAGGACAUUUGAAUAAAAGCAACGGUCCAGGUUGCUUUUCAGCGUUGCACUUAACAAGUGUGUCACAUUUUAGAAUGUUAUACCAAGAAGAACUGGUGUCCAUUGGUUUAGACGGACGUGCACUUGCGUGGAAAUGUGAGGCCAAUGGGGGAGGGGGUUUAAUAGGGUGUCGUCCAAGCUCGGACUGCGUUUACAGAUACUCCCUAACUUACGAACAAGUUACGUUUCAGUUGUAAUUAUGCCAUUUCUCAAUUGUUAAUACGUAUCCCUUAGCUUACGUUUUUCAUUGAAAACAAAGUCAAUACAAUCUCAGUAGUAUGUGCUUCUUAAUACUAAAAUACAUUUUGAUAACAAAUACAAUACCUUGACUUACGAGUUGAAGUUGGCUAAUGACUCAGCUCGUAACUCAGUUUAAUCUUGUCUCAAAUAGUUAGUUGUAGGACCCUGGGGAGGUGUUGUAUUCACGUUUCUGAAGCUCGUUGGUACUUGAAAUUUUCUGACCCGUCACAGAGCAAAAUAAUCGACUGAGCGAUGACUCAAAGCUUGGAGAGCUCGUUGACCGGUGGAAUCGUAAGUCAAGGUACCACACCACUGCACUGUAAUCAAAUCAUCAUACUUUUGAGGUGACGACUAGGGGAUAAGUGGUGUUAACUUCAUACUUUUUGUGUUUAAUCAGUCAGAGUUUCUUCAGCGUGAGUUUAUUUAACAUCCAGCAGUUAUUUAUCUUUUUUAGGUAGACGUCACGAUACUGAAGAAAUCCUCCAAGGGAGUUUGCGCCACUUUUUUAUUUUUCUCUUUAUAAACGCAUCAGUUGUUAGUCAUGAACACUCGAAAGCAUUGAGAAACUUUCAGUGUUGGAAUCCUGAUGCUCAAAUGUACACAGAUAAGUCUGGAACACAAAUGUCAUUAUCUCAAACUUCUUGGACGGAAGACGUUCCUCUUCUUCGUGGUCUUCAUUUACUUGCAUCUUUACAGUCAAUCUAGGUGCUGCUCAGCAUGGCUUGCAGCAAAAUCUGGUACACUUAAGGUACACCACUCAAAAUUCAGACUUGCAGUACCAUAUAUGUGUGUGUGUGUGUAUGUAUAUAUAUAUAUAUAUAU
Messenger RNA from Syngnathoides biaculeatus (alligator pipefish), 3443 nucleotides. It is a transcript of the gene tox3, whose product is annotated as TOX high mobility group box family member 3. Gene Ontology annotation, biological process: regulation of transcription by RNA polymerase II. The transcript has 7 exons. Gene Ontology annotation, cellular component: nucleus. The record is from RefSeq and is a predicted model, not a curated record. The coding region runs from base 572 to 2329 and encodes 585 amino acids. Gene Ontology annotation, molecular function: chromatin DNA binding. Lineage: Eukaryota; Metazoa; Chordata; Actinopteri; Syngnathiformes; Syngnathidae.